Molecule: messenger RNA, 858 nt
Organism: Tribolium madens (black flour beetle)
Lineage: Eukaryota; Metazoa; Arthropoda; Insecta; Coleoptera; Tenebrionidae
Exons: 2
Coding region: 135-776 (213 amino acids)
Source: RefSeq, a predicted model, not a curated record
CUUCAAAAUGAGUCUCCACAAAAUCAAAAGCUCUGCAAAGCAACUCCUUGACAACCAAAUAACAAACUGAAAAAUACGACAGAAUCAACGAAAUAUUUUCUCUCUGUGCGAAAACCCAAACUUGAAACUGCAAGAUGGUAUUAUUUGCUUUUGUCUUGUUUGCUUUCCUGCAAACUUCCUUCCCCCUCCCCGCCCCUACCCCAACUAACAACCCUGCUGCUGAUUUCUUCAAAGAAGUCCCUCUGAAACCAAUGCAAGACCUGAAAGAGAAGCAUUUGAAGGAGGAUACUGGUUUCCAAGCUGCUGUCGUUUACUUCAAGUCACCGGAAUGGGCCCAAAUGAUUGAAGACGUUAGAAAAAAUCCAGCUUGGAUAGAAUACAAGAAGUUUCUCAACGACAAUGCCAUCGAUAUCGAAUUUGUAAUUAAACAUCUCGAGCACUGCCUCAAUGCCACCGAUACUAAAGACUUCAAAGUGGAAAAAAUUAAACCAAGCAUUGGCAAGUUUGUCGAAGAUGUGAGAGCCACUUAUUCGGUUUUGAUCCUGCAAGCUGCCCAAACUUACCUUGCCAAAGAAAGCAACACUGACACUUAUCGCAAUUUCGUCGCAAAAAUGCAGAGUGAGGAGUCAAGGAAGAUACUGGAGAAGGCUUUAGGCGAAGCCCCGAUGAAAAAAGUUGCUUCGAAAUUGAAGGAAAUGGAUUUCAAUCUCGAAAACCUCCUUGAGCUUUACUACUCCAUCUUUGGCUGGCGCCCAUACUACAAAUUCAGCGCUUAAUUUUUUCAUAACUAUUGUUUUAUAUUUUUUAUGUUUAAUGUUUUUGUAAGUAUUUGUUGGUUGAAUAAAGUUUUUUUGUGUU